AUGCUAAGAAAAGGAUGUAGGAACUGCCGCCGUCGUCACGUCAAAUGCGUGCUCCCAGACGGAGCCCCUUCCUGCAACAAAUGCGUCGAGCUCGGUCGUCGCUGUGAGCUGGAGCCGCGAUUUCGCUUCAAGGAUGUCCGCUACAUCUACCGGAAGGACGGCUCUGGCCGGUCUAAAUUCGUGUUUGCUUGGGAUAGGAGACAGGCCUGGAUGAGGGUGUCCAAUCCAGUUAGCUUUGUUAUUGAGAGAUGGGACGCGCAGGAGUCUGAUGAAGCACAGUCAGCGCUGGUGGAUGAAUCUGGCGAGAACCCUGCCAUUCAGCACGAAAAUCUUCCCUUGAACCAUCCUUCAGCAUCAGACGAGUGCAGUCCGUCGUUUGCCAAUCAACAGUCGCCUGUCUCAGACGAGUUUCCCGGCAGCAUCCCCCGAGACCCCCCUCACAGCCAUCUCUCUCCCCGCGAGGCAUUCCUGCUUCGUUCGUAUAUCAUCAAACUAGCCCCUUGGCUAGAUGUGUGCGACCCAACAUGCCAGUUUGCGAACGAGGUGCCUCGGCGCGCCCUGCACAAUCCCAUGGUCAUGUACGCGCUGCUGACCGUUGCGUCGCGCCACCAGUCGAUCAUGCGCGGCAUAGACGAAGUCGAGGCGAGCACGUACCACGGUCGCUGUCUGGAAUAUCUCAUCCCCGCCCUGUCUCGUCCCGAGGACACGUACGACGACAAUCUCCUCGUGACCGUGGUCAUCCUGCGGCUGUACGAGGAGCUCGACAACCAGAGGGACAAAAAGUGCCAUCUGCUCGGAUCCAGCAGGCUGCUCAACACCGUCUCCAGGUUCUCGUCCUCGGGCGGCCUGGCCGAAGCGGCCAGCUGGCUGUUUCUCCGCCAGGCCAUCUACGUCAGUCUGGUGCAGAAGGAGCCGUGGGAGCUGUGUUUGGAAAACUACGAGAGCUCGCUGGUAUUCGAAUGUCCGAAUGGCGACGAUGCCUCCUACGCCAAUGUGAUGAUUUUUCUGGUCGCCAAGAUCUUACGGCUGAUAUCGCAUUCGCGAGAAACGGCCUCGACGGAUCUGCAGGACUGGCUCUCGCUGGAAGAGAGUGUUGAGCGGUGGAACGAUGAAAGGCCUUUUUCUUUCACCCCGUUGAGGUAUCGAGAUGUUGAUGUGGAAGAAAAUCGGCCGUUUCCAGAGCUGUGGAUGGUCUCUCCUGCUGCAGCGAUUGGCAUGCAGUACUAUCAUGCGGCCGUUAUCCUCUUGCAGAUUCACAAGCCGCUUCCGCAUUUGACGUCGGCAUUUGAAGCGGCAAAAAUAAGAUGUCAUGCAGAGAUCACUGCCUCCACCCAUCUAGCCAAAAUCAUCGGCCUAGCCAUCUCCAACGACACGACGGAAAACGCAAACUUCACCGCAAGCCACCUUCUCUGCUGCUACGGAUACUGUCUUGUCAACCCGGCUCAACGGCGAGGAGCGGCUUCUUUCCUCGCCCGCGUGGAAGAGGUCAUGGGCUGGCGAACUUCCUGGAUUGUCGAGGCGCUGAAGAAGCAGUGGCGCGAACUUGAUGAGUUGGAAAGUCGGAGACGGGGUUAG
Rasamsonia emersonii CBS 393.64 is the source of this 1575-nucleotide messenger RNA. RefSeq lists its product as uncharacterized. NCBI's taxonomy places the organism in Eukaryota, Fungi, Ascomycota, Eurotiomycetes, Eurotiales, Trichocomaceae. Bases 1 to 1575 code for a protein of 524 amino acids. Gene Ontology annotation, cellular component: nucleus. Gene Ontology annotation, molecular function: DNA-binding transcription factor activity, RNA polymerase II-specific; zinc ion binding; transcription cis-regulatory region binding. The transcript has 5 exons. The record is from RefSeq and is a predicted model, not a curated record. Gene Ontology annotation, biological process: positive regulation of transcription by RNA polymerase II.